AUGUCGGAAAUGAACAUGGACGACUGCACCUUGGCAACUUGCCCAAUUGACCUGGCCUAUAUCAAUUACCAGCCUAACAUCCCGGCAAAUGUCCUCUUCCUCGCCAUCUUCGGCCUUCUCCUCGCCGCACAAAUCGCCCUAGGAACAUGGUUCCGAACAUGGACAUACAUGGGGGCCAUGACCGCGGGGCUCAUUCUUGAAAUACUGGGAUACAUCGGGCGAGUCAUGAUGCACAGCAACCCAUUCGACUUUAAUGCAUUCCUUCUAUACCUCAUUUGUCUCACGCUUGCCCCGGCCUUCUUCACCGCCGCCAUUUACAUCUGCCUGGGAAGAAUUGUCAUCGUCUACGGGGAGGAUAUCUCCAGGAUUCGCCCGCGUACAUACACCAUCCUCUUCGUCACUUGCGAUAUCAUCGCUCUAGUCCUACAAGCAGCCGGCGGCGCCAUUACCUCCAUCGCCGACUCAGACCAAAAAAGCCUCAGCGAUACCGGUAUCAAUAUCAUGAUUGCAGGAUUGGCUUUCCAGGUCGCCUCGUUGACGCUGUUCAUCGUGCUCGCUUCGGAAUUCGCCCUGCGAGUGCGCCGCAGCUCAGAAGACAUGAAGAAUGUGUCUACAGCAUCUGUUCGCAGUGGUUUGAAAUGGAAGAUGUUCCUUCUGGGUCUUGCCAUUGCCGUUUUAACGAUCUUCACUCGAUCGAUCUUCCGUGUUGCGGAGCUGAAAGGUGGAUUUAGCAGUGAUCUGGCUAAUGAUGAAAUUUCCCUGAUGAUUCUUGAGAGCACUAUGAUUGCCAUUGCGUGCAUUUGUAUGACCGCCGCUCACCCAGCAGUUGCCAUGGGCCGGCGAUGGGCGGAACUCUCGGCGAAGCCGCGUCGUGGAGUCGUUUUGUCUAAGGUGUCGCAGGCUUCAUCAGAAAUUGAGAUGAUGAAUGCUUAA
Molecule: messenger RNA, 933 nt
Organism: Penicillium nucicola
Lineage: Eukaryota; Fungi; Ascomycota; Eurotiomycetes; Eurotiales; Aspergillaceae
Product: RTA1 domain-containing protein
Exons: 3
Coding region: 1-933 (310 amino acids)
Cellular component (GO): fungal-type vacuole; plasma membrane
Source: RefSeq, a predicted model, not a curated record